GGUUCUAGUAAUGCAUGAUGGAGGUGGAGGCCAGGAAUCUUCAGUUAUCAGUCUCUAUGGUAACAUCUUCAUCACAUUCGUUGGAGCUGGGAUACUCGGUCUACCUUACGCUUUUAAAGAGGCGGGGAUUAUUGAAGGUGCAAUCGUGUUAGCAUUCGUGGCAGUACUUAGUAUUAAGGCGAUGUUCCUAGUGAUAGACUGCAAGUACAAGAUAUUAUCUCAGCAACUAGAUCUGGAGAAACUAUUAGAGGGAGACUCCAAACAGGACGUUGACCUCGAGUACGGGGAUGUUGGCCAGGUUGCCCUGGGUAACACCGGACGCUGGCUGGUUGAGGUCAGUCUCUGCCUGUCUCAAGUUGGGUUCUGCUGUGCCUACGCUAUAUUUAUACCUCACAAUGUGGUCCUGUCCAUUCCUGCUUUCAACUACUCUGGCCUUCUAUUGCUACUGCUCCCUGGCUGGAUUAUGUUAAACUUGUUAAGGACUCUGAAAAGUCUCGCAAUUUUCAGUUUGAUGGCAGACUUCGCUACUCUCUUCGCUUACGUGGUGGUCUUUUGGUUCGACUUCGAACAUUUCGAUAAUAUCGAGAAAGGACUACGAGAAGAGUCGCUAGUAAACCUACCUUUCUUUCUGGGUAUAAGCAUGUACUGUUUUGAAGGAGCAGGAAUGAUUUUAGCUUUAGAAACUUCAGUAGCUCAGAACCUGCGGAAGAGCUUUAAAAAAAUAUUCGCUAAAGCGCUAACACUGCUGGUGAUCCUGUACAUAACAUUUGGUGUCUGCGGUUACAUGUCCUUUGGUCACACUACCAUGCAGAUUAUCACACUUAAUCUCCCUGAUGGGAUUGUUCCUAAUAUUGUCAGACUUUGUCUGUCUUUCAGUCUCUUCUUCACUUAUCCAAUAAUGAUGUUUCCAGUGGUAAAACUGUUAGAUAAAAAGUUUAGAAGCACUGACAAUCUCCACAAAUCUAACAUGAUGAGAGUCUCCCUGGUACUGACUACCUACGUGGUAAUAGCGAUAGUCCCCAACUUCUCCAUACUGAUGGCGUUUGUGGGUGCUACUUGCUGUACCCUACUGGGUUUCAUACUUCCUGCUCUCUUCCACCUCAAGAUAUUCAAAGAGUCCCUAACUCAAAAAGAAAAGAUUUGGGAUAUUAUAAUAUUAACUAUCGGAAUUAUAGGGGGUAUCGUCUGCACGCUAGACGCGUUACAGCGUAUGUUUGCUGGAGAAAUAGUUGUUGAAGACCCUUCAAGCACGCAAGGAUUUUAGGCACGUGACGUCAUCACACUGUCACGUGACGUCAUCACACUGUCACGUGACGUCAUCACACUGCCACGUGACGUCAUCACACUGCCACGUGAUUUCAUCACACUGCCACGUGAUGUCAUCACACUGCCACGUGACGUCAUCACACUGUCACGUUCCGCAAAAGUUUUCAACAUUUUCCCGAACUGCAGAUAAUUAGUUUGACAAUGGUUCAUUUGUUCUUUUUUGGCAAUUUUUACCAAAGAAUCCAAUGUUUAAAAGAUAUUCUAGAGCUGUUAUUAAUAGAGAAUGUGUAGUAACCUUCCUUAAAAAGUUUGUCUCAUCCAAAAAUAUUGAUAAUUUACUAAUUUGUGGGCUGAAAUCUAUCAAAUUGGUGCGUAUGCCCAAAUAUGGUCUUGUUUUUUAAUAUAAAACUUUCUUUAUAUGUUCAAGAGACUAGUAGCUACAAAUAUAGCACCCAAAGCAUGGUUUUGGACAUCUUAAGAUGAUUAGGCAUAAUUGAGCCUGAAUUUGACCAAAUAUGGGCUUGGCAUAAUUAUUUCUAAUUCGUUGUGUUCUGCAAUUUUCUGUGUAUGCGAUGACGGACGUAUAAUUUUGUUCUUAAUUUAAAUUUGGGUAUUACUAUUAACUAUUUAUUGUAGUAUUUUAUUAGAAUGAUAUUUGACUUCCGUAUAGCUAAUUUUUUCCGCUGUUCCAUUUCAAAUAAGCUGCUAAUACCGCAUGACGAUGCACUUAACCAAUUUUAAUUGAUAGUAUAGUUUACUUAUGUCUGACUAGAUUGAGAUGCUUACCAUAUUUGAAUUGAUUAAAAGUUUGUUAUGUAUCGCAGUGUAACACAACUAUGCAAAUUGUUCAUUGACAUUCAUUUGUUAUGACCUCCAUUACCUAAUUUUUCCUACA
Molecule: messenger RNA, 2161 nt
Organism: Bolinopsis microptera
Lineage: Eukaryota; Metazoa; Ctenophora; Tentaculata; Lobata; Bolinopsidae
Exons: 11
Coding region: 11-1264 (417 amino acids)
Biological process (GO): amino acid transmembrane transport
Cellular component (GO): vacuolar membrane
Molecular function (GO): L-amino acid transmembrane transporter activity
Source: RefSeq, a predicted model, not a curated record